AUGAAGGCACUGAAAGCUCACACACUGCCCAAGUAUCCAUAUCCACGUGUGAUCCAGCAGCAGCAGCAGCAGCAGCAGCAGCAGCAGCAGCAGCAGCAGCAGCAGCAGCAGCAGCAACAACAGCAGCAGCAUCCGCAGCAGCAACAGCAGCAGCACCAGCAGCAGCAGCGGCAGCAGCGGCAGCAGCGGCAGCAGCAACAGCAGCAGCAGCAGCAGCAGCAGCAACAGCAGCAGCAUCCGCAGCAGCACCAGCAGCAGCACCAGCAGCAACAGCGGCAGCAGCGGCAGCAGCAACAGCAGCAGCAGCAGCAGUAACAGCAGCAGCAACAACAACAACAUUAGCAACAGCAACACCGGCAGCGGCAGCAGCAGCAGCAGCAGCAGCAGAAGCAGCAGCAGCAGCAGCAGUAGUAGUAAUAGUAGUAGCAAGUAGUAGUAGUAGUAGUAGUAGUAGCAGCAGCAGAAGUACUUGCUCUGGUUGUUAUUGUUGAAGGAAGUAAAAGCAGCAAUACCAACAAGAGCAGCAAGAUCAGAGACGGCAACAGCAGCAGCAGCACCAGCAGCAGCAGCAGCAGCAGCAGCAGCAGCAGCAGCAGCAACAGCAGCAUAUUAAGUGUAAUAAUCUCCAACAGAUAAAAUACGCGGUGAGAAGGAACACGAGGCAUCCUGGACAAACACCUGUCCACCUCGGCCCUGCAGGAGCACCUCACCGGCCAGUGUUCUUUCAGUGUUAAUUCACAUCUCAGUCCUUUAUGUAUUGUUGUGGCGGCGAGGCAAUACGCCUUGAGGAACGCCACGCGCCAGACAUUCCUUCCCGGGCUGGUUUUCAACCUACGUCUGUCUUCACUUGUUAAAUAUAAAUGUGUAGCAAGAAAGACAAUUACCGUCUUUCCUUCAGUAUUUAAAACUACUAAUGUCUUUAAACAUUUGGCAUCCUUUAAUCCAUGCUUCCAUUUUUGGCAUUAUUUUGGUUUCCUGCUGUAGAUUUUACGUUCAUUAUAAGAGUGAAAUGUACUCGCAAGUAUGAAAAAUUGCGAUAUCUCUAAACACAGCCCAUCACAGGUCAAACUUAGCCUGGUGCCACAGAAAGUUUGAUAAAACUAGAAAAUAACAAUUUUUCUUUACUUUACAAUGCUUUCUGGAAACAAAGGCAAUUCCUGGAGUAUGAGGAAUCCCUGUUCUCUUUUUUCGUCCCGGUGGAGGAAACACAAAGACGCUCAUUCUCAUUCUAGAUUUACACCUUCACCACCACCACCACCACCAUAAAUAAAAUAAAAAAAUACACAUAAAUCUCUUGAACACGUGAUGCCAGACCUUUAGAAGAUUAGAUAUAUUUCUGGAUAGUUGGGAUGAGUGCACACAGGUUUGCAAGUCUUAUACAAGAACUGCCGCCUGUGGACGGAGUAAUAAGACAGUCUUCUGCAGAAGAUAAAAAAAGGAGGAGGAAUAGGAGGAAGAACACAGCAACAUUCUCACAUGCAUAGUUGAAGUUGAAGUGUGGAUGUCUGAAGCAGAAGCCUUGCCUGGCACUUUCACAAUCAGUCCCCUGUUAGCGUACUUUCCUUUCAUGAACCCCUGGAACUUUUUUCCCUCUCAUCUCAAGGCGUCGCUAAACACAACCCAUCACAGGUCGAACUUAGCCUGGUGCCACAGAAAGUUUGACCAGUCGUAGUUUACAUAUAUAUGUUUCUUCCUCUGAUGGCGGUGACGCUGCUGUUUCUUCCUCCGAUAACAGUGGUGGUAAUUCUUUUUCUUUGCUUCUUUUUCUUGUUUUCUUCCUCUGAUGGCGGUAAUGCUGCUGCUGCUGCUUCUUCUUCCUCUGAUGGCGUUGCUUCCUGUUCUUGUUCUUCUAAGACAUUUUGGUGGUCUGAAUUGGUUGGUGAUAGGGUAUUCAGAGUGGGGAUAGUAGGAGUACUGCACACUCACCUCCCUUGCUCCCCAGUCAUAAUUCAAGUCAGGUUGGUGGAAGA
Molecule: messenger RNA, 1970 nt
Organism: Scylla paramamosain (green mud crab)
Lineage: Eukaryota; Metazoa; Arthropoda; Malacostraca; Decapoda; Portunidae
Product: ataxin-8-like
Exons: 2
Source: RefSeq, a predicted model, not a curated record